CUGCUGGCCCUGGGGGAAGCCAGCCCCGCUGCUCCCCCAUAAAAGCAGCCCGGUGGCCGUGACCCCAGCAGACGGCGGCUCUGCCCGGCGCUACCGAGGGGCCCUCCUGCAGUCCGUCAUGGCGAAGGCAGCCGGGGUAGUUUGCACCCUCCUCCUCCUCCUCCUCGCUGUGCUGUGCUGCCAGAGCCUGGCUCAGAGAGCCCCGGCCAUGCCGGACAAGUGCUGUUUCAACUUCCAGAUGAGAAGGAUCAAGAGAGACAACAUCGUCGCCUGUUACCCCACCAGCCCUGAGUGCCCGCACCAGGCUGUGAUCUUUAGGGUGAAGAGCGGGAAGGAGAUCUGCGCCCAGAAGAGCAGGCCCUGGGUGAAGAGGUACCAGAAGAGCUUCCAAGUCAGCUCCUUCUCCAUCCCCAGCUAGAAAGGCAGCCAGAGGCAGUGUGUCCCCUCCACAGGGGACGGGAUACCACGAAGGUGACCCCCUUGGCAGCGGCAGCCACGGGAGCACCACAUUUGGAUAGAGCAGCUCAUCGGUGACAUCUUCCCCACCACGCUGUGAUGACCCUCACCACCUCCCUGAAGGCAAAGGGCCUCGGCCGUCCCCGGCACCCCACUGGGAUGGGGUGUGCCAACCCCAUGGGGUGCUGGGGUCCAGCCCCACUGCCAGCCCCCCAGGCUCUCAGCCCCACUCUGCCUGUACCCUUCGCAGGCAGCAGCAGCGUGGGGGUGAGGCUGCGCUCGCCGGACCAGCUGCAGCAGAAGGGUUAAGGGGGGAGCAGCUCCACGGUUAUUAUUAUUUUUUUGUACAACAC
Messenger RNA from Calidris pugnax (ruff), 809 nucleotides. RefSeq names its product C-C motif chemokine 4-like. The transcript is spliced from 3 exons. The record is from RefSeq and is a predicted model, not a curated record. Gene Ontology annotation, biological process: positive regulation of GTPase activity; cellular response to interleukin-1; immune response. Gene Ontology annotation, cellular component: extracellular region. Bases 119 to 418 code for a protein of 99 amino acids. Lineage: Eukaryota; Metazoa; Chordata; Aves; Charadriiformes; Scolopacidae. Gene Ontology annotation, molecular function: chemokine activity; CCR chemokine receptor binding.